AUGGAAGCCGCCGUCCUCGCAACCCCGACCGUGCCCGUGUCGCCCAUGACGAUCACCCCGAUCCCGACCGCGGCCGGUCUCGAGCUCCGCGACAAGCAGGUCGCGACGACCGUAGCUCUCACGACGACCUUCACCCCGCCCGCUCACUGCACCGAGAACCACCUGACGAUGCUUGUCGGCGCGCUGGAGAAGAUCUGGAUCAACGAGCCUGUGCCCCUUCCCAACUCGACCAUCACAUCAUGCUACCCUACGGAAUGGGUCAACGGAUACUCCUCCGUCAUGUCAAAGUCCAGCUCCAUGGCACCCGUCAUGAGCCCUCUGGUCUGCCCCAGCGGAUGGAACACUGUUAGCAGCACCUGGUCAAGCGGCUACAUCGCCUGCUGCGCUGAUGGCUUCACCUUUGCUGCUCCCACCAAGACCGCCGACCGCGACCGUCCUGCCUACGGCGGAACCUGCUACAGCAACUUCGACCUCAGCCAGACCGCCACCGUCACCGUCUACAACCCCGUCGAGCUCUCCACCACCAUCGCAUGGGUCGCGACUACGACCCCAGCCCAGGCCUACAACCACCCCAUCGAAGGUUUCGCCAUGGACUACACACCGACAACAUCGGCUGCCACGGCUCAAGAGUCAAGCGCCGGCACCCAGAACUCCGACGAGAACUCCGCGCCGAGGUCAGGCGGCAACUCCAAGGCGGCCAUCGUCAUUGGAGUCCUGCUCGCGAGCCUGAUGGCGUGGUAA
This is a messenger RNA of Colletotrichum chrysophilum, 741 nucleotides long. RefSeq lists its product as uncharacterized. Lineage: Eukaryota; Fungi; Ascomycota; Sordariomycetes; Glomerellales; Glomerellaceae. Bases 1 to 741 code for a protein of 246 amino acids. The record is from RefSeq and is a predicted model, not a curated record. The transcript is spliced from 2 exons.